Messenger RNA from Volvox carteri f. nagariensis, 579 nucleotides. RefSeq lists its product as uncharacterized. The record is from RefSeq and is a predicted model, not a curated record. Gene Ontology annotation, molecular function: tRNA-specific adenosine deaminase activity. Gene Ontology annotation, cellular component: chloroplast. The annotation marks the transcript as partial. Gene Ontology annotation, biological process: tRNA wobble adenosine to inosine editing. The transcript has 2 exons. Lineage: Eukaryota; Viridiplantae; Chlorophyta; Chlorophyceae; Chlamydomonadales; Volvocaceae.
CGAGAGGUUCGCCUGCAUACCGUCAAAACGUCCAGCCGCUGCUCCACACCGUCCAUUACAGCUACCACUGCAGUCUUCGCACCGACUCUAGUACAGGAGUUCAGCGCCGCCGACGUGCACUAUAUGGGCAUGGCGCUCGAUGAGGCGCGCGCCGCAGCAGCCGAGGGCGAAGUUCCCGUGGGUGCGGUCCUGGUGCAUGGCGACCGCAUUCUGGCACGCGGCCACAAUCGGGUUCACAGGCUUCGUAGCCCCGUGGCGCACGCCGAGAUGCUGUGCAUAACGGCCGGGGCAAGCAAAUUGAGUUCCUGGCGGUUGCUGGGCGCCACUCUGUACGCCACUUUGGAACCUUGCCCCAUGUGUGCAGGAGCAAUCUUACAGGCUCGUAUAGCGCGAGUGGUGUACGGGUGCAAGGCUCGGCACCGGGCCGAAGCCACGCACGCAGCGGAACCCAGUCUCGGCAUCAGCAGCGCCACCCGGAGCACACCACGCCCGGCCGAUCCUCGGGCCCCGUCUUACACACACGCAAGUGACAGGGCGGGUACUGACCCUCUGAUUGCAAUCAGGGGUUUAGCAAUCUGA